UGGCUCCCUCCCCCUGUCCUCCACCUCUCCCCCUCUUGCUCCCAUCUCGCUCUUCUGGUUUACCCUCUAACUGUGUCUGCUCUCUGCAUCAUGAAGUGUGUAUCUGGAGUCUGGGGUCUCUCCGUGCUCCUGGCUCUAUGUUUAGGAUGGGCACAGGGCCAGAGCCAGAGCCAACCUGAGACUAACUACACCAGGUAGGGAAUAGGAGUGUAUUGGGCUUGUUGGUGUGUGUGCAAUGUAUGUUUGCAAGAGGCUUUACAGUGUGGAUGGCUCCAUUUGGAUAAAUGCACAGUGUAUUCAUCUGUGGCAAUAUCCAUUAUUUAUAUGGUUCAUAAUAUACCAUAACCAUAUACAGAGCGUGUAUGGUUUUGAGUGUGCCAUGUUCAGAUUUCAAGCAGUGUGCUCUGAACUCCCUAUCUGAGCUUUCUGCAUUUGUAUAUUAGCUUAGGGGUAUGGCAGUGUUUUUGUUGGGGUUGUGAAUGGUCCAUGGUGUUGAUGUGGUUGAGCUGCCCCAGAUGUUAGUGCUUUGGGGUCUGUAUGUCUGUCUGUAUGUGUCUGUGUGGGGUUGGAUCAGGACGGCUUGUCUCUGGCUGGACAUCUUGGCUUUCAUUAGCUUGCCUCUGUCUGCUGGAGUUCUGUAAGUCUGAGCUCCUAUAAUGUGACAGACUGGGAGCUUUCUCAAUGUGUCUGAGUUCAAGAUAUAGCCUUGAGUGUUGGCUGGACUCCUGGAAAAGCUAUUUUGUCCUCCGGUUGUGAUAAUGGUAACUGACUAAAUUUGUGGGUUUUAUUUGGUUUCUUCUUCAGUAUGUCUCUACCUAUUGAGCUGCUUUGAUGCUCCAUUACAGGGAUUAGGUUUUUCUGCCUUAGUUUUUUUGUGCACCUCUGUCUCCUGUACAGACAGUCUCCAAUGUGUCUGUCUGUCCCCAUGACUGUCUGUGAGGCCACUGGCAUACAAUUAUAUAUUUAUCAAUGAAAGUAUUCUGGUAUUAGUCUAGGUUUGGUAUUUUCCAGUUGGAAAAGGAGUUUGAAUUAAUUAUUUGAGCAGAUGUGGACGUGCAUGGGGUGAUGGGGAAGACUGGGUGGUUGGGUUAGAAACUGGGACAAGCAGAGGGGAGAAAUUUAAAAACAUUUAGGGGGAGGUCUCCUUGAGGAAGCUCUAGUCAAGAAAACCAUAACCUCCACUAACUUUGUCCAGUCUUCAUCCUGUCUACACCCCCUCUUCCCAUUCUCCUGAAACUGACACCAGUGUGCCAAGGGGAAGAAUUAUCAUUGGGUGCCUGAGGGAUUUAGAGAUUAUCUGUUGAGGAAGUGAGUCACAAUACUUGGAUGUCUGUGUGUGUGUGUGUGUGUGUGUGUGUGUGUGUGUGUGUGUGUGUGUGUGUGUGUGUGUGUGUGUGUGUGUGUGUGUGUGUGUGUGCAUGCACAUGUGCGAGUAUCCCAAACUCAAAGUGAUAGUGAUGUGGUAAGCAUUAGCCAGCAUUUAUCAAGUACAGUACAUGAUAAUACAUCACUGUGUUCCCACCCUGCUCUCUCUCAGGCCUGUGUUCCACUGUGGAGGAGAAAUGGUUGCAGACUCAGGCUUUGUGGGCAGUGAAGGAUUUCCAAGCUACUACAAACCCAACAGCAAAUGUACCUGGCGCAUUACAGUGAGUCACUGGCCCUGCACUACAUAUCACUUCUCCAUUACUCUGUAUUUAACCUACAGAUUGACCUAAAUGCCUGUUCUGCCCUCUCUCUAAACUUCAGGUCCCAGAGGGCAAUGUGGUCAUGCUCUCUUUCCGCAUCUUCGACCUGGAGGCUGACCCCAUGUGUCGCUAUGAUUACCUGGAUGUGUAUAAUGGCCACUCCAACAUGGUGCAAAAGCUGGGGAGGUUCUGUGGAACGUUCAGGCCUGGUACUCUCAUCUCCACCACCAACAACAUAAUGCUGGAGAUGGUGAGCGAUUCUGAGACUGGAGGGAGGGGCUUCCUGGCUUAUUUCAAUGGAGGAAAACCACAUGUGGAUGGUGAGCUUUACAGUAUAACUUGGUCUCUCACUCUCUGUCUUUUCGAAGGAACAACAUCUUUCUGAUUUCCUAUGUCCAUUAGCUCACAUACUGUAACGUAGGCUUAUACCACUGUCAAAUCUUUUAGUCACUUUAUUAUUUAUUGAUCUGUAUAUGAAUAAUUAUUUCAGAGCACCAAUUCUGUGGAGGCAAGAUGACAAAAGCCCAGGGUGAAGUUAAAACACCUAACUGGCCUGAGAAGAAUUACCCAGCAGGCAUCAGUUGCUCCUGGCUCAUCACAGUAGAGCCAGACCAGGUUAUUACUCAUCAUGUUCAGCUUUCCAUGCUCUUUAUUCUACAUGGAGUUCUGCAAAUGAUGCACAAACCACAGAACUGAAUGUGCACCUAUAUGCAUAAAUAUAUUUGAGUUUCAAGUGACAUUCAUAGUGAGUAAUGUUGCUGUAUUUGUAUAAUCUGUUUAUUUCUGUAUGUGGGCUAGGUGAUUGAGGUGAAGUUUGAUAAGUUUGAUAUGGAGUCAGACAGUUACUGCCGCUUUGAUUAUGUGGCCUUCUUCAACGGUGGAGAAAAAGAUGACUCUCGACGCAUUGGAAAAUACUGUGGAGACGUCAGCCCCCAGUGAGUGGUACACGACUGUAUGUGUGUUUGCCUGACUUCCUGUGUUUAUGAUUAUGCUUGUCUGUGGUCUAAGUCUAUGAUGAUAUAUUGUAUAUCUGUUUGUUUUUGUUACUCUACUCCUCUACUCUCUUCCAAUCCUCCCUCUGCAUCACUCUCUGCCCACAGAACCAUUGUGACCAAUGGGAACGUGCUCCUAGUGCAGUUUGUGUCUGACCUCAGCGUGACCUCUGAUGGCUUCAUGGCCAGUUACACCAGCGUCCCCCGCGGAUCCAGAACCCCCACAGUAGACAACACAGGAUCAGGACCCCGUACAGAGUCAGUCCCCAGGAAAUCUGCUGUCAAACCCAUCCUGCCUGAGAGAACAGUCAUCACCACCACUACCACCCAACCACCCACUACAGCCAGACACCAGGCCCCCCCAACCCCACAGCCCCAGGAGCCCACUGCCAAGCCCAAACCAGUCAAACCAGUCAGGACUCGCCUACCAAACAAGCCAGGCCCAGACAGGACCAGAGUUACUAGACCAGACAGCAAGAGGCCAGGUAAGAGAAGCUGAAGCACUGGUGUAGCGAGAGCUGAGUUUAUGCAUACACAUGUCUGUGUGUUUGUGUGACUGUGUGUGUAAGCAAUGUUUGUAUUUUCUAGUUCCCUUGAACCCACUGUGUGCAAAGGCAUGUAAGAGGGAUGGAAAUAUCAAGAGCAGUUUCUGCACCAGUGAAUUUGGUGAGUUCCAUUAGACAGCUAGCAUCAUUGGAUAGCCAAAUUAUUCAAGCUUAACAUCUGUACUAUCAUUACACAGCAAUUUUAAGUUCACAGCAUUGCUCAGGCAAUUAAACUAUAUCUCUCUCUCUCAGUGAUCACGGGAAAGGUGACAGAGCUGACCCCUGGUCCUCAGGGCAGUAUCCAUAUUAGUGUGUCUCUCAUCAAGGCCUACAAGGCUGGCCGGCUGACCAUCACCCAGGCUGGAGAGAACAUGUCUGUCAAACUGGUGUCAGCCUGCAAGAAGUGCCCUGUCAUCCGCAGAGGUAACCAAUUAUUAUUAUUAUUAUUAUUUUUGUCAUUUAGCAGACGCUCUUAUCCAGACCGACUUACAAUUAGUGAGUGCAUACAUGUUGUUGUUGUUUUUUCAUACUGGCCCCCCGUGGGAAACAAACCCACAACCCUGGCGUUGCAAACGCCAUGCUCUACCAACUGAGCUACACAGGAUUUUUCUUCCCAGACAAUCUGACUGGCAUAUACAACAUUAUGCAAACACAUACAUGUACACACACAUGCAUGCACAGAUGCACACACACUGCUGACUUAUCAGCAUAGACUGUUGUGUCAUCAUAGACGGUAUUGCUGGAUUGCCUAAUAAAUGCAUUUUUGAUCAAUCUCUUUCUCAGGAAUGCCUUACAUCUUGAUGGGCCAGGUUGAUGAGGAUGGGAGUGGAACAAUGGCUCCUGGGGCUUUCACUGCCCCAUAUAAGGCCCCGCAUCACAAACUGCUGACCAAUAUCAACAACCAACCAUGCUAA
This is a messenger RNA of Coregonus sp. 'balchen', 4136 nucleotides long. Lineage: Eukaryota; Metazoa; Chordata; Actinopteri; Salmoniformes; Salmonidae. The record is from the annotation of a GenBank genome assembly.